UCGUUCUUUCGACUUUCAUAGCAACGAAAAAAACUAGGGUUUCUGGUGUAUAGCUCGUUGAGCACAAGCUCUCGGGGGUGGUUUUGAUUCGUUUUCACGAAACAGCCUUCUUUGAUCUCUCCGGUAAAUCUUCGGAUUCAUCCUUGUUCUCGUUUCUGAAAAUCGAUCGGAGAAAAAAAUAAAAAAUAAACAGAGGUUUGCGUUUUGAGGUUUAUAAUCUAUACACAUCAGUGGAUUAGGUUUUAUACGGUGUCGUUUCGUAUGGAUGAGAUCUGGGAGAAAGCCGUUGAAACGGCGUUGGGCGGCGAAACGGAGCCGGAGACUACUCGCGUCCUCACUCUCGACGGCGCAGUGAAGUGCGCCAAGGGCCUAUUGCCGCGUCCCGGGAUUCUCGAGAAGUAUCCAAACCUCGAGCACUUAUCUAUAGCCGGCGUCGGCGUCUCCUCGCUCGAUCGGUUCCCGCGGCUCGGGAAGUUGCAGAAGCUCGUGCUAUCUGACAACAGAAUCUCCGGUGGGCUUGAGUUUUUGGUUCAGGCGGGCUUGGGCUCGCUGCGUGACCUUGAUUUAUCGAAUAAUCGGAUUGGGCUUUUUGAGGAUCUGUUACCGUUGGCUGAGCUGGAGCUCCUGUCGCUUGAUCUGUAUAAGUGCCCCGUGACGAAGAUGAGGGACUAUCGAGCUAGGGUGUUCGGGUUGGUUAAGAGUUUGAAGUAUUUGGAUAAGAUGGAUGCUGAGGAGAAUGAGAUUCCGGAGUCUGAUGAUGACGAGGAGGAUGAUGAUGAUGAUGAGGAGGAGGAGGGGGAUGAUGGAGAUGAUGGUGAGGAGAGGAGAAAUGUUAUUAGCAAUGGACGUAGUGAAGUGGUUGUUGAGGUUGAUGAAGAAGAGAGCGGAGCUGAUGAUGACGACGGAGAUGAGAGGCCUGAAGUGAUGAGUAAUGGGCGCAAUGAAGAAGAUAGCGGAGCUGAUGAUGAGGAGAGGCCAGAAGUGAUGAGCAAUGGGCACAGUGAAGGGGCUGAUGAAGAAGAGAGCGGAGCUGAUGAUGAUGAUGAUGGUGAGGAGAGGCCAAAUGUGAUGAGAAAUGGGCGUAAUGAAGGGGUUGUGGAGGGUGAUGAAGAAGAGAGUGGAGCUGAUGAUGACGACGGAGAUGAGAGGCCUGAAGUGAUGAGCAAUGGGCAUAGUGAAGGGGUUGAUGAGGAAGAGAGCGGAGCUGAUGAUGAUGACGGAGAUGGUGAUGAGGAGAGGCCAAAUGUGAUGAGCAAUGGGCGCGAUGAAGAGGUUGUGGAGGGUGAUGAAGAAGAGAGCGGAGCUGAUGAUGAUGACGGAGAUGAUGGUGAGGAGAGGCCAGAUGUGAUGAGCAAUAGGCACGGCGAAGGGGUUGUGGAGGGUGAUGAAGAAGAGAGCGGGGCUGAUGAUGACGAAGGAGAUGAUCCAGAGAUUGAUGCUGAUGGCGAAGUGACUGCGGGAAGACAGUCCAGUGAGUUACGAGAUGAGCAUCUGAAUAUGGAUGAAGAAGAAGAUGAUGAUGAUAGUGAUGAGGAAGAUGAGUAUGAACAGGAUGGCUUGAUUGUUGAUGAUACAAAUGAAAUUGAGGAAGAGGUGAGCGAGGGCGAGGAAGAGAUGGAGCAGAGGGUGAGCGGUUUAGUUGCCAACGGAGCUCAAAAUGUACUUAUGAAUAUUGACGAAGAAGAAAAUGACGAGAGUGGUGAGGAAGAUGAAUAUGAACCGGAUGGUUUGCUUGUUGAUGAUACACAUGAAAUAGAGGAGGAAGAUGGCGUGGAAGAGAUGGAUCUUGGUGUGCAACAUGGGAAUGAGUUGCUGAGGAACAUCUUGGUUGGAGAGAUUGAACAUGAGCAGGAAGAGGAUGAUGACGACGAGAGCUGGGAAGAAGAAGAAGAAGAAGAGGAGGAGGAGGAGCAUGGAACAGGAGGCCGAGCUCAGUCUAUGGCAGAAGCAGUCCAAGUAGACGAGGAAGAUUCAGACGAUGAAGUUCAGGCUUUGUAUUCAAUUGCAUCAUCUAACCUAAAGAGGAAGAGAGAUGAAGAUGACGAUGGAGAUUCAGUUUCCAACAGCGAUGAUGAUAAUGCAAGCGAUGAUGUUUCAAGUGAUGAUGAAGAUGAGUAGUAGUUUGUGUUGAAGCAAAAGACGUUGGGAUUUUAAAUGGCAGUUAGGAAGUCUGGUCUUUUUGCCGCCUCCAAACACUCUUCAACUUAACUUUAAAGGCCAAUUUGGCGGAAUAUGUAUGGUUUUUUAAAAAUUUUAUAAACUUAAAGGCAAAAAGAUGUUCGUUACAUAACGUGGGAUUGGGGUAUUGUAAAGCUUUACUAUGCAAGCACGUGGGGGAAGAUGUGAUGCUCUUUAGUUUAGUGUAA
Brassica oleracea var. oleracea is the source of this 2366-nucleotide messenger RNA. Its product is annotated as acidic leucine-rich nuclear phosphoprotein 32-related protein-like. Gene Ontology annotation, cellular component: nucleus. Gene Ontology annotation, molecular function: histone binding. The coding region runs from base 262 to 2118 and encodes 618 amino acids. Lineage: Eukaryota; Viridiplantae; Streptophyta; Magnoliopsida; Brassicales; Brassicaceae. The transcript has 2 exons. The record is from RefSeq and is a predicted model, not a curated record.